AUGCCUCUCAGAUCUGCUGCGGCGCGGGAGCGCGAGGUUUACCGGUACUACCAGCCAGAUGAAGAGAAAGCAAAGAUCAACCCCGACGGGUCUCGGGUCCCUCAAGCGUCGAGCGAUCCGAUAUUGACUGCAUUUGCGCAACUGGGUGCGCUCCGAAUGAAUACGAAACGAGGGAUCAUCACGUUGUCGACCUCGACCGCGGAGUUCAUGCUCGCCGAGUCGGGGAAGGCGCUUAGCUUGCAGAAGGACGACGAUGAGCACGAUCAGUUAUGGCACGGUGUGGGGGUGUUCAACAAGUGUCCAGAUCAGAAAGCUAUGGUUAUCAACGACCUUACGAAACACGAGGAACUGAAGACGCAAUGGGUCGUGCUGAACAAGCCGUUUGUCCGCUUCAUCGCCGCCGUUCCGCUGCGUAGUCCGGGCAGUGGGAUGGUCAUUGGAAGCUACCUGGUGGCUGAUGAUCAGGUACGCGAAGGAGGGUUGACGGAGUGCGAGAUGGAGUUCAUGUUAGAUAUGGGAGCUACUGUCAUGGAUUACCUCGAGGCCGGGUUGAUCAAAAAGAAGCAAUAUCGAUCGGAGAGAAUGAUCAAAGCUGUGAGCUUGUUUAUUGAAGGGAAAUCAUCAAUAAGAGAUUGGUGGUUGGAAAGAGGACAUAGGUUACAGCAACCUUCUGUCAUGCAGCGGACAAGAUCAGCCAUCGAGCUUGACAAAUUGGCUGACGCCGAAUUUGGCAUACAAGAGCCUGCCAGCAAUCUCUCGAGAGGCUUGAGUAAUUUGCAAGAUGAGGGUCACGGUGGCAGUCUUGCAAGAGCUCUUGGAAAUUGGCAUGACGAUGAAUUGAGCUCAAUGCCCCAGACCCCCUCUUCUGUUUCAGGGAUGUCGGUCGGAAAAGCAGAUUCAACAACCGGCAGACCGGCAUUUCCAAGAGCUGAGAGUCAUAUGUCCUCUGAUAGCGCUACACAGUCUACCCUGGUAUCCAAGUCCUAUAUAGACCGCAACAGCUCCGUUACCACCAUGGACACACUAGUUGACCCAGGUGGUGAAGGAAAGGACAACCGCGCUUCUGUUUCUUUUGAUCUACCUCCGGUACAACUCAACGGUGACAGCUCUCUCCCAAAAGGAAGCCAUCUCCCAAAAGAAUUACAGGACGCGUUGCUUUCUACUGAACUACGUGCUGUCUUCUCACGUGCCAGCAAUUUGAUCAGAGAGGCUAUAGGUGUUCAAGGUGUUGUAUUCUACGACGCCAGCGUAGGAUCCGUUGGUGUUGGUUCUGAGCACAUCGUUAUUGGCGAGAAGGCGCCAGGGCCCUUCCAAACGGAGCAUGCACCCACGAGCAGUGAGGACGAAGCCGGUAGACGCUUGUCUGUAGCCCACGCUGAUGUGAAUGGCCACUCUGAUUCUGCGAUGCCGUCAGAUCGUGAGCCGGAAAAGUCAUGCCAUGUUUUAGGUUUCAGUACUCGGAAGCGGUCGAGUCUUCGUGGGCACAGAGCCUCUGACGAAUGUGGCACUCUCCCUGAGAAUAUCAUGAGAAGACUGCUGAAGCGCUAUCCCCACGGCAAGAUAUUUAACUUUGGUCCAGACGGCACGUACUGCUCCAGCGAUUCGGAUAAUUGCACAACGCCAGGCAUAGAUCCCACGGCAGCCCAUGGUAGAAAGGCAAUUAAUGAUGAAGCACAGUCAUCACGAAAGAAGUAUUCAAAGGAGUCGGAGGCAAAAGCUAUUCUCAAAUGUUUACCAGGAGCAAGAAGCGUGUUUUGGUUUCCCCUGUGGGACCAGACGAGAGAACGGUGGUUUUCCGGUUGUCUGAUUUGGUCGAACUCUCCGACGAGGGUUAUGUGUCCAACAGAAGAUUUGACCUAUCUAGCCGCAUUCGGCAACAGCACUAUGGCAGAGGUAGCUCGGAUUUCCGCUCAGGUGUUGGACAAGAUGAAGUCAGACUUCAUUUCCAGUAUCUCACACGAGCUGCGGUCUCCGCUUCAUGGCGUUCUAGCAAGUGUUGAAUUCUUGCAAGAGACUGAAAUGACGGAUAUUCAAGAGGAUAUGGUUAACAAUAUCCAUGCGUCCGGGAAGGUACUCUUAGACACCAUCAAUCAUGUUCUCGACUUCUCCAAGGUCAAUAGACGGUCCAAAAAUAACACCUCGCUUUCGAAGAGUGCCAGACGACGGAAGAAGAAGGGUAUUGUUGAGAAAGCAACUGUAGAGGAGGAGGAAGAUCAGACAGAUAUACUCAAAUUAACCGAAGAAGUCAUCGAGAGCAUAUACGCAGGUCACAGCGUAGGGAAACCGGUGUUGAGUCCGAAUUCACAUCGCAGCUCAUUCAUAGCUACCAAAGAGUAUGCUGUUAACGUUGUGACUGACAUCAAAUGGGAACCGAACUGGACCUUUGAGAUAGAUCCCGGCGCGUGGAGUCGAAUUUUGAUGAACAUCUUCAGUAACGCAUUGAAAUACACCAAAAGCGGCUUCGUCAAGGUGUCACUGGAGCUUGAAGAUGAGGGUGUUGCAAGAAGCAAGAAGUCAAGGAAAACCAUGGUCCUGAAGGUCAGAGAUUCGGGUAAAGGUAUCUCUGAAGAGUUCUUGAAAUACAGGCUAUUCAAACCCUUUACUCAGGAAGACUCCUUAGCUACAGGAACUGGCUUGGGUCUGAGCAUUGUUCGGCACAUCAUUCAAGAUUUAGGCGGUACCAUUAACUUCACUAGUGAACAAGGUACUGGCACAGAAGUUACUGUCCGACUGCCCUUACGGGCACAGAAACCGGCGGCAAUUUCUCCCGAAGACGAAAUGCUUCUAGAGGUUAGAAACAUCACAAAGGGCUACACUUUCCGCCUUGAAGGUUUCGACAGAUAUCCCGAUAUCGCAGAAGCACCAACUGGAAUUCUCUCAGCAGAGGCAGAAGCUGCGAUGUUGCUCAAAUCGGCAGGUCAAAGCAAGCUCGUUGAUUGGUUCUGUAUGGAACCAUCGCAGCCUACUGAUGAAUAUGGAGCCGAUAUCAUCGUUAUCAUGGAAGCUGGUGUACCUCCAAAUGGUGUGGAGGAAAUUCUCAAUGCUUACGACCACUCGAAGCCUUCCAAAUCGGGCAAAGCCAUUGCCAUAGUCAUGUGCAGUGGCUAUAGACCUACUCCCAAGAUGCUCAACUGUGGUAGAUUUCAGAUCUUCUAUUUGCAUCAGCCGCAAGUAUCGUCCUAUUCGCUGUUGGGGCCAUUGCUAAUGUCAUGCAGAUACGGUCCACAUAAAUGUGCGAAGGUGCUACAUAGCGCCUUCUGCGAGAAAAAGCCUUCCAUCAUUCCCGAAUCCGCAUCACAGAGGCGAACAUCAAAUUCGGAAACACCAGGACUCGCCGGUACAGGCAACUUUCAUAUCGCAUCUGAACCCGCGAGCGAGUCGCAGAAGACAAAUGGCGCAGCACCGAAGCUUGCAUCUACCAUCAAUUAUGACCCACCUGAAAAGAAGCAUAUCGACUUGCCCAAUGGGACUGACAAGAAAGAUUUUGGGCCGGAUAUAACAGACCUACUAUCUCCCAAAGCCCACGUAUUUCCCGCGAAACAGAAAAAACUCGAACCUGUAAGAGAGCUCAAUCCUCCUGGCCCGAAUGAAAAACAAAUGCGUGUUCUUCUCGUGGAAGAUAACGAGAUCAACCUGAAGCUUCUCGUCGCCACUAUGCGCAAGCUGAAAAUUAUCCACACAACAGCCAUGAAUGGACUUGAAGCCCUAAAUGCUUAUAAGGACUGCCGCGGUCAAUUUGACGUCGUCUUCAUGGAUAUCAGCAUGCCAGUAAUGAGUGGAAUCGAUAGUGCACGGUACAUUAGGCGAUUUGAGAGAGACGAGAAAUUGGCAGCGACAAAGUUGAUAGCGCUUACUGGUGCGGCAAAUCCGACUACGAGACAGGAAGCGUUCAACGUUGGCGUCGAUUUGUACCUGACCAAGCCUGUGCCAAUGAGGGAGUUAAGAAGCAUGCUGGAGGAGAUCAAGAAAGAGAGUGCUUUUGACGUUGAGGUUAAGUAG
Glarea lozoyensis ATCC 20868 is the source of this 3999-nucleotide messenger RNA. RefSeq names its product CheY-like protein. NCBI's taxonomy places the organism in Eukaryota, Fungi, Ascomycota, Leotiomycetes, Helotiales, Helotiaceae. Gene Ontology annotation, molecular function: phosphorelay sensor kinase activity. Gene Ontology annotation, biological process: phosphorelay signal transduction system; phosphorylation. The transcript is spliced from 3 exons. The record is from RefSeq and is a predicted model, not a curated record. Bases 1 to 3999 code for a protein of 1332 amino acids.